AUGGCUGAUCUUCUCCAUCGCUUUAUGAUGCUUGAUGCGAAGCCCGUUGAAACUCCCAUGGCUGCCUCCACAUCCCUCACUCUUCAUGACGACAGUCCCAUUACUGAUUCUACACGCUUCCGUCAGGUUCUUGGUGCUCUUCAAUAUCUGGUCUACACUCGCCCGGACAUUGCCUACUCUGUCAACAAGCUAUCUCAAUAUAUGCAUGCUCCUAUGGCUCAUCAUUGGCAAUGUGUCAAACGCCUCCUUCGCUAUGUCUCCGACACCCUCUCUUAUGGUAUCUCCAUCCGUCACACAGCUAGUCCCCUUGCCUUGACUGCCUUUGCUGAUUCCGACUGGGUUGGCAAUCGUGAUGAUCGUUCAUCCACCUCGCGCUAUCUAGUCUACUUUGGCUCCACCCUCAUCUCCUGGCGCUCGCAGAAGCAGCGCACCGUGGUCCUCUCCAGCACUGAGGCCGAGUAUCAUGCGAUCGCUCAUGCGACGAUCGAGUUGGAGUGGAUCUAG
Messenger RNA from Linum trigynum, 504 nucleotides. Lineage: Eukaryota; Viridiplantae; Streptophyta; Magnoliopsida; Malpighiales; Linaceae. The record is from the annotation of a GenBank genome assembly.